Molecule: messenger RNA, 1683 nt
Organism: Oryza brachyantha (malo sina)
Lineage: Eukaryota; Viridiplantae; Streptophyta; Magnoliopsida; Poales; Poaceae
Product: UDP-glycosyltransferase 91B1-like
Exons: 1
Coding region: 54-1448 (464 amino acids)
Molecular function (GO): UDP-glycosyltransferase activity
Source: RefSeq, a predicted model, not a curated record
CAAACAGAUCAGCCAACCACCACGUUCUCCCACACUCACGCUGCCGGCCGAAAAUGGAGAACGGCUCCUCGCCGCUGCACGUUGUCAUCUUCCCGUGGCUCGCCUUCGGCCACCUUCUCCCCUUCCUCGACCUCGCCGAGCGCCUCGCCGCGCGAGGCCACCGCGUGUCCUUCGUCUCCACCCCGCGCAACCUCGCGCGCCUCCGGCCGGUUCGCCCCGCGCUGCGGGGGCUCGUCGACCUCGUCGCGCUGCCGCUGCCGCGCGUCGACGGUCUCCCCGAUGGCGCCGAGGCCACCAGCGACGUCCCGUUCGAGAAGUUCGAGCUUCACAGGAAGGCGUUCGACGGCCUCGCCGCGCCGUUCUCCGCAUUCCUCGACGCCGCAUGCGCCGGCGACAAGAGGCCCGAUUGGGUUAUCCCCGACUUCAUGCAUUACUGGGUCGCCGCCGCCGCUCAGAAACGCGGGGUUCCGUGCGCCGUGCUUAUCCCCUGCUCUGCAGACGUCAUGGCCCUGUAUGGCCAGCCAACAGAGACUAGCACGGAGCAGCCGGAGGCGAUAGCCCGGUCCAUGGCCGCGGAGGCGCCGAGCUUCGAGGCGGAGCGGAACACGGAGGAGUAUGGGACUGCAGGCGCAUCGGGGGUGUCCAUCAUGACCCGCUUCAGCCUGACGCUGAAGUGGUCCAAACUCGUCGCCUUGCGGAGCUGCCCUGAGCUGGAACCCGGCGUGUUCACGACCCUGACGAGGGUCUACUCCAAGCCGGUCGUCCCGUUCGGCUUGCUCCCGCCACGUCGCGACGGCGCCCACGGCGUCAGAAAGAACGGCGAGGACGACGGCGCAAUCAUACGGUGGCUCGACGAGCAGCCGGCCAAGUCGGUCGUCUACGUUGCGCUAGGAAGCGAGGCGCCAGUGAGCGCAGAUCUGCUGCGCGAGCUGGCUCACGGGCUGGAGCUCGCCGGGACGCGCUUCCUCUGGGCCCUGAGGAGACCCGCGGGCGUCAACGAUGGGGACAGCAUCCUACCAAACGGGUUCCUGGAGCGCACCGGCGAGCGCGGGCUGGUCACCACCGGGUGGGUUCCUCAGGUCAGCAUACUGGCGCACGCUGCGGUGUGCGCGUUCUUGACGCACUGCGGGUGGGGCUCCGUCGUCGAAGGGCUCCAGUUCGGGCACCCGCUGAUCAUGCUGCCAAUCAUCGGCGAUCAAGGCCCGAACGCGCGAUUUCUGGAGGGGAGAAAGGUUGGAGUGGCGGUGCCGAGGAACCACGCGGACGGGUCAUUCGAUCGAAGCGGCGUCGCCGGAGCUGUCCGCGCCGUCGCCGUGGAGGAGGAGGGGAAGGCGUUCGCUGCCAACGCCCGUAAGCUGCAGGAGAUCGUGGCGGACAGGGAACGCGACGAGAGAUGCACCGACGGAUUUAUCCACCAUUUGACGUCUUGGAAUGAGCUAGAAGCAUAAUUCAAGCGACGCCCGUGAAUCUUGGGAUUGACCGAUUGCGAUCCGAGUUUGUAUCUUUCUGUUUUUGUCUGUCCUGUGCUGCUACUACAUUGUAUCCUUUCUGCUUUUAAAAGCAGGGCUCCUGUGGGAGCCUUUUGUCCAAAAAAAAAAAAACAUUUAUCGGUCGGCUUUCUUGUAAAAACCGGGUAAUGCAGGUUGAAAGCGAACACUACAGCAUGCUUUGAGUUUUGGAUUU